GAAGUCAUCUUAAUAACAGUCGCAAGCUAAAAAAAAAUAGUUAAUAUCUACACUUAAAAUAAUGAAUCGCAUUCUCGAGAAGGUGAUUCACCAGAAUGGAACAAUCGUGGAUCGCAUUCUAUCGGAACAUACUAUUGGGUAUGUGGUGUCCGAUAACACAGCCAAUGCGGUGGCCGAAACAUCCUUCGAUAACACAAGUGCCCAGGCGAUCCUGAAGCACUUACAUGGACUCCUGGUGAGCACCUGCCAAAGCGUAGUCCGGGACAUUGACCCGUCCAACAAACUCUGCUUCAUGCGCCUGGGCACUCGCAAGUUCGAGUAUCUGGUGGCCCCAGAGGAGUACUUCACCAUUACAGUGGUUCAAUGAAAUGACAAUACUGACUAAUGCUACAAACGAUUCAUGCGAGUUGAACGAUUCCGGAAGAAAUACAAAGUUAUUGCUGCAAAACCUAAAAUUAAACUAGAAAUUUUAGAAACAAUUUCCUACAACUGGGUCAAGUUUUUAGGAAAUUGGUUCCUAAAAUCUGUAAAAUGUAAUGUUACGAAGACAGCAGAAAAAUAUCAAACAAAAAUAUAAGAUGAUAUUAGCGAAUU
Molecule: messenger RNA, 594 nt
Organism: Drosophila melanogaster (fruit fly)
Lineage: Eukaryota; Metazoa; Arthropoda; Insecta; Diptera; Drosophilidae
Exons: 1
Coding region: 62-367 (101 amino acids)
Biological process (GO): microtubule-based movement
Cellular component (GO): cytoplasm; cytoskeleton; centrosome
Molecular function (GO): dynein intermediate chain binding
Source: RefSeq, marked reviewed